Messenger RNA from Camponotus floridanus (Florida carpenter ant), 2380 nucleotides. Its product is annotated as phospholipid phosphatase 1. Gene Ontology annotation, molecular function: phosphatidate phosphatase activity. The coding region runs from base 196 to 1272 and encodes 358 amino acids. The transcript has 6 exons. The record is from RefSeq and is a predicted model, not a curated record. NCBI's taxonomy places the organism in Eukaryota, Metazoa, Arthropoda, Insecta, Hymenoptera, Formicidae. Gene Ontology annotation, biological process: signal transduction; phospholipid metabolic process; phospholipid dephosphorylation.
UUCUUGACGCUUAGUGUGUGUCGGACGGUCAUUAUUGUUGUGAGUGAUGAAUCGUCGUCGUGCCGCGUAAGUUUAUCAAUUUCCGGAAAAGAAGAGAAAUAUCCACGUGCACGAGCCGUGUUUUCUUCCACAUCGCGUGAAACGGAGUGCUCGACGAAGCGUUCGCCAACUAUCCGGAAGUUGCAUCUUCGAAAAAUGCAGAGGUCCACGGAAGAGCUGACGAGGUGCAGCACAAUCACAUUAACGGAAGAAGUCUUGGAAAACACCGGCGGUGCAACAGCGACUCCUACCGUGUCCGAGAAAAUCAUGAGUGUCUGCAGGAAAGCCAUACGCUGGAUAUACAUGUUGGAUGUGGCCCUGGUGUUGUCAGUAACUGUACUUCUGGGGAUUCUGGAAUUCAAUAUGAUACCGCAUCCGCGGAUCGGCUUCUUCUGCAAUGAUCCAAAGAUCUCGUUCAAGUUCACUGGCGACACGAUCCCCAUGAGUUUAUUGAUAAUUUUCAGCAUCUGUGUGCCGAUAAUAGUCAUGUGGAUCACGGAACACGUCUGCUAUCCUGCUGAUAGUUACAAGAACGUAUCGAAUCACGAAUGGACCAGAAAGAAGCAAAUUUGGUAUUGGUACAGUCAUUACUAUAUAGGGCUCGCUACGCUCACAUUCGUUUGUACGGUCAUGAAAGUCCUCAUCGGCGAGCCGCGGCCGCACUUUCUCGACACGUGCAAACCGCGCGAGGCAGCCAACUGCACCGAUGAAUAUAUCAGUUCCUACACGUGCACAAAUACUGAGUUAUCCGAUUGGUUUGUCAAGGAUUCCAGUAAGUCUUUUCCUUCCGGUCAUGCGGCCAUCUCCCUCUACAUGAGCAUCUUUUUAGUGUGGUACCUACAAAACCGUCUGCCGAAUCGGACGUUGUUUCUGAAACCGUGGCUGCAAUGCCUGAUGUCCAUGUGGGCCGUGAUGUGCUCGAUGACCAGAGUGAGCGACAACCGACACCACUGGUGGGACGUUCUCGCUGGCAACGCUCUCGGUUUUCUGUUUGGCCUCUUCAUCGUGCUGGUCUACUGCCGUCACUUCUGUCUCGGGCGUAUCGGCGCCGAUGUCGUCGCUGUCACGGAGACGACGCACACCUUUAACGAGCCCCUGGAGAACGGCCAGAUCGGCGGCUUCGAGAAACAGCGCAAGCACAGCGUCAAGAAGCUGCUCGAUCCCGCCGUCAUUGAUAUCUCGGAGGGCCGUGAGAUGAGAGACAUCCAGACGGUAAGGAAUUGGAAGGAAUAAGUAAACGCGAGAAACGUUUGAGCAAUUUGGGGAACAGGAAAGAGGGAGAAAAGGGGGGAAAGGGGGGGAAAUAAUAGACGCGAGAAAUACAAAAACUUUUGGGACAUUCCGACGAAUCGCUCUUAUCUUUGAGAAGAGAUUCUGUCUCAAAAACAAUGUCAGAAAUAGAUCUUUUACAAUUGUACCUGCUUCUUUUUUAAGUAGACUUGUACGAUAAACAGCACAGCAUGAGGAAUGACAUUAAAAUGAAGUGAUAAUAAAAAACAAGACUUUGCACAAUCGAUGCUCAAAUACAUAUCUUUUUGCAUUUUCUAAAAGGCAGGAAUUUCGGAGUAAGUGCCUUUGAGACAAUUGAUUUGAUCGAAGAGUACAAGCCACGGUAAUUUUUAAUUGGGAAGCUACAUUCGCGAAAAGAACCAUUGCACGUGCGAUUUAUAUUUAUGAUUCUAUUCUUAUAAACUGUUCAGUUCCAUGAAGCGAUCGAAUGUUUUUUGCAUAUUUAUUGAAGAAAUAUACAUAUCAGAGUCACGGGGACGUAUCAAAGUUCUGACAGAUCGUAAAGUGACGUUAAAAUCGAAAGAAUGCUCGUGACUACAAUUUAUUAUAACACAUUUUAUUGUAAUUAUCAAUCAACUUGCUCACUUUUGAUUUUUAACGUAAGGAACUUGAAACGAAUCAAUUUAUCGCUCGAAAUAAUUUUGAUGGUAAAAGACGAGUUAAUAACAGUGCAUACAAUCUAACAAGAUAUAUUUCGUCUCGUCGAUGCUGAGAUUUCUCUCUUGAUGCCUCAAAUGCUUUGCUCGAACUUAUCAAUAAUUUACACUUAUGCUCCCGCAGCGAUUACAUUAUUUAAGUAUUCUCUCGCUUUAACCUUCUGAUGCACUUUGAAUGUCAAAAUAAAGAUGAGCCGCGUACAAAUUUCAAUUUCGUUUUAAUUUACACUAUAUUGCAUGUAAUUUUUAGAAAUUUUAGAAUUAGAUUAGAAUGGCAUCAGAGAUGAUUAAAUCGAAAGAAUAGUUGAAAAAUAAAUUUUAUCCGGAAUUAAUUUAUUUGUCUAAUAUUUAAGAUUACUUUUUUAGGUAUGUAUUAACAAUAUUUCAUUUACAUU